Aspergillus sclerotioniger CBS 115572 is the source of this 7220-nucleotide messenger RNA. RefSeq names its product type I polyketide synthase. The transcript is spliced from 4 exons. The record is from RefSeq and is a predicted model, not a curated record. Bases 123 to 7220 code for a protein of 2365 amino acids. Gene Ontology annotation, biological process: fatty acid biosynthetic process; secondary metabolite biosynthetic process. Lineage: Eukaryota; Fungi; Ascomycota; Eurotiomycetes; Eurotiales; Aspergillaceae. Gene Ontology annotation, molecular function: oxidoreductase activity; 3-oxoacyl-[acyl-carrier-protein] synthase activity; fatty acid synthase activity.
CUCGCAUUCAUCUCUUCCCCAACUGCGUCAACAGCAAGGCUGCCAUUUCCAUUCCACCUAGUAUAUAUACGCACCCCAUCGGAGAAAGCCCGGUUUCACAGCAAUAAGCCAGAGAUUGAGCAAUGGAUCCGCCAGGUUGCCCAUCCGCUCUAGGGGUUCACCUGCCCCCCUCGGUUGGGGUGGAAAGAAGCAUCCCCAUUGCCAUAGUCGGGAUCGGCUGCCGGCUUCCGGGCGACAUUUCCAGUCCUUCCCAUCUCUGGGACUUUCUGGCAGAAGGACGCUCCGGUUUAGGCGAGGUCCCCAAAAGCCGUUUCAACAAUGCGAGCUAUAUUGGCGGCAGCGAUGAGCCAGCAACCACACGUCCCUGGGGCGGAUAUUUUCUGCGCGAAGACAUUCGAAACUUUGACAAUGAGUUCUUUGGGAUUAGUAAUCGGGAGGCGGCCGUCAUGGACCCUCAGCAGCGGAAGGUACUCGAGGUUGUGUUCGAAAGCUUGGAGAGUGCCGGAGUGACCCUGGAUGAGGUCUCCGGAGCCAAUGUGGGAGUCUAUAUGGCAUCGUUCUCACAUGACUACAUUGCCCUGCAGACGAAGGAUCCGAAUAGCUUGACCCUGCAUAGCCAUCAGGGGAUGGGGGUCACCAUCCUCGGGAACCGCAUCAGCCAUGUUUUCAAUCUGAAAGGUCCGAGUUGUACAUUGGACACGGCGUGUUCCUCGUCCCUUUAUGCCCUUCACCUCGCUUGUACAGCGUUACAGAAUGGCGAUUGCGAUGCUGCGGUUGUUGCGGGCGUCAACCUGAUUCAAUCUCCUGACCUACACAUUGCCGUUUCCCAGGGAGGGGUUCUUUCGCCAACGUCUCAGUGUCACACCUUUGAUGCCUCGGCUGAUGGGUAUGCCCGUGCCGAUGGCGUCAACGCGAUAUACAUCAAACGACUGGACGACGCCAUUCGGAAUCACGACGUUGUCCGAUCGAUCAUCCGUGGAACUGCUACUAACAGCAACGGUCGCACCCCUGGCAUUGCACAGCCUAGCAUUGAUGGCCAGGAGGCCGUCGUUCGCAAGGCCUAUGCAAGAGCAGGAUUGGACCCAGGCCAAACGGCCUACGUGGAAACGCAUGGAACCGGCACCAAGGUUGGAGACCCGGUCGAAGUGGAAGCCCUAUCCCGAGUCUUCCGUAAAUACCAACGGGCAUCUGCGACGCUGCUUGGCUCAGUGAAGCCGAACCUUGGUCAUGGCGAAGCGACUAGUGGCUUGUCCAGCCUGAUUAAAGCAACCUUGGCGUUAGAGCACAAGAAAAUCCCGGCCACCAUCGGCGUCAAAAACAUCAAUCCAGCAAUUCGAGCCAAGGAAUGGGGGGUUGAGGUUGUCACUCGCAUGUCCUCCUUUCCGCAAUCCCCUGGCCGGCAUCCUCACCGCAUCAGCGUCAGUUCCUUUGGUUAUGGCGGUGCAAAUGCUCAUGCUAUCCUGGAAGAAGCCACCUGUCUUCCGAAUCAAGUCUCCUAUACGAAUGGCUGGACAACGGGAGCAGGGGACCAGUCGCUGGGCGAAUUUGCCCUUCCGUAUCUACUCCCCUUCUCUGCGAACCAUCUCCGGUCUCUUGAAGGUCGGGUUGAACGAUUAUCGCACUUGAACCUGUCCGCUGUAUCCUUGCAAGACCUUGCUUAUACACUGGGUGAAAGGCGAUCUCACCUGGCGCGCCGUGGCUACGUGAUUGCCCACCCGAAGACCAUGUCACAAGAUAUCAACGUCGAUAACCUCCGACUGUCCACAACCGGCCGCGGGCUGGUGGAUGAUAAGUUGGCCUUCGUAUUUACCGGACAAGGCGCUCAGUGGAAAGGCAUGGCCCGUCAAUUGCUGCACUUUCCCACAUUUGCCGACACGGUCCGUCAGCUGGAUGCGGACCUCAGCAGUCUUCCACAUCCUCCGGACUGGCGCAUCUUCGACAUCUUGUUAGAUGACUCGGACUGCUGCCCAAUCAACCAGGCGGCAUUUGCGCAACCGAUCACCACUGCCGUUCAGAUUGGUCUGGUAACGCUGUUGCGAUCUUGGUCCAUCCGAGCUGAGGCAGUGAUCGGGCACUCCUCAGGCGAGAUAGCAGCUGCCUACGCAGCAGGUCUGUUGUCGACUCGCGAAGCCAUCAUCCUCGCCUAUUACAGGGGGUACGCCGUGACACAGCAAGCCCCGUCCGGGGCCAUGGCCGCUAUUGGUUUAAACCCCAAGGCCGCACUGGACUGGAUCACGCAGCUCGACCUUUCUGCCACCAUCCAAGUGGCGUGUAUCAACUCACCAUCGAGUGUGACGAUUAGUGGUGACCGGGAAGGUAUCGAGACCAUCAUUGCUGCUCUCCAGGCCGACGGCAUCUUUGCCCGGAUAUUGAAGACGGAUGGGAAAGCGUAUCAUUCACACCAUAUGGCGAGCGUUGGCAAAGGCUAUGAGCAGCUCCUAGUCGAGGCCGCCAUUUUUUCCAGAGACGAGUCCACCACCGUUGUUUCCCACCAGAUACCAAUGUACUCCACCGUCUUUUGCAAGCCCUUGGAGUACCAGCUAGCUCGCACCACGACCUACUGGCGAUCUAACCUGGAGUCUCCGGUGCGGUUCUGCGAAGGUCUAACGGGUCUCUCCGAACUGGUCAAGCAUCCUUCAUGGGUUGAAAUUGGACCACACGCGGCCUUGAAGCUUCCAAUUAUGCAGACAUUGGGACAGUCCGCGUCGUACGUGAGCUCGCUCGAUCGUGGCCAGGACUCCGCGGUGGCCCUCCUUAACCUCAUCGGUCGUCUCUUCGUGCAGGGAUUCAAGGUGGACUUUUCCAAACUUCUCGUCAGUUACCCCCACGAUCGGAACUCCAGAUUUAUCUACGAUCUGCCGACCUAUGCCUGGCACUAUGCGGAACCACUGUGGAACGAAUCACGAACGAGCCGGGAGAGCCGCCAUCGCCAACAUCCCCGACAUGAGCUCCUUGGGGCCGAGGUCCCUGGGGGAAGUCCGACCUCGUUCUCGUGGCGCAACCUCUUGUGUCUCGAUCACGUACCCUGGCUACGAGAACAUAGACUGGGCGAUACAGCUGUUUUUCCGGCCACGGGCUAUAUUGCAAUGGCCCUAGAGGCCCUGGUGCAAAAAGGCUUACCUGCGGGGGUGGACUUGGGCCACGAGUGUGUCGUGCUUCGCGAUGUGGCCUUGGUGAAGGCGCUUCCCUUGGAGGAUGAGGGCUCCGUCGAGCUGUUCACGGAGCUUCGCCGGCUGCCGCUCUCCAACGUCCGGAGCUCCAUGCACUGGUGGGAGUUUCAGAUCUCGACCAUCUUUGAGGAUAGCUCCUAUGCCAUCCGGGCCAAGGGGCUGAUCCGGCUUGACUCCACCCCCGAUUCAACUUACUCGAUCCCAUCAUCUAAUUGCGACCUGACACCUCAAUCUCGCCAUCUGUGGUAUGGAACUAGUGCCCAGCUGGGUCUCGAGUAUGGUCCCACCUUCCAACAAAUGUAUGAUAUCCAAACGCCGGAUUGCAAGGGGGUCUUAUAUGCCGAAGCCCGAACCCAGACGUUGGCCCCAGAUAUCCCUGGCGGCGCUCAGCCUCACCCCCGAUAUUUCCUGCACCCAGUCCUGCUGGAUACAAUUCUUCAGGUUGGUGCCAUUGCAUGCAAUGGUGGAUCAAUUCAAGGGAUGGUGUCCCGGGUUCCAACACACCUCGGGGAGAUCCGCAUGCGCUUGGCCUCCAAGGCCGCCGACGACGGAGGCAGCAUUUGUGCCAUAUCCACGGUGACCAAUUUCAACAAACACCAUGUGACCGCGGCUUUAGUAGACCAUCGACAGGCACCAGUGGCCCAGUUCACCGAUGUUGAAAUGACCACCUUCGUAGGGCCGAAGCGCAGGGAGGCCCGCUAUCCCAUUGGGCGCGUGAACUGGAAGCCCGACAUUACCCAAAUCCCCGACGACUCGGCCUUCUCGUCUGCUCUGACCCGGGUCCUCGCCGUGACUAACCUGGGGGGAUUUGAGGCUCACGCGCGGUUUCUCGCAGCCCUGAAUCUAAUAGUGCACAAGCAGCCGGACUGUCGGAUUCUAUCCCUCACGACGGAUCUCCCCCUCGUAGCCUUAUGCUUGGUGGAGGUGCUAGAUGCCGUGCAGGUUCAUCGACGAUUUGAAACUUUUUCAUUGGGAAGGAUAGGUCUGGAUGGGAUGCUAGAGGUUGCAGACAUUCGUACCUACAGUGCGCCGUUGGAACUUUCCUCCGUGCCUUUCCGCAAGGCCACGCCGGACGAUCAGUUUGGGUUGUGCAUCUUGGGGGAUGGCAUGGCAGUGGCUGACCAACUAGGCUCACAUACUAACGACCGCACGUUCUUCCUGGGGCCUAACACCGCAAUUGUGUCUUUGUUGGCUGGUUCUCAUCUGCCAUUGACUGAUAGCACGCAUCGUGUACAGGUUCUCCGUCCCGUCGUCAAGUUCACUCCUACAUUUUCCCAGAUCAUUCUCAUCGGUGCUGAAUCGGUUGACUCACAGUUGGCUGAAUACUUGAGCGCGGAUUCUGGACUGUCAGUGCAGGCCCUCUCGCUGUAUAAUCUCCUUGCCUGCUCGUCUCCCAUUACGCCACAAACCUUGGUUGUCUCUACCAUCGAGCUGCACCGAUCUGUUCUGGCGGACCCAACAUCGGAGGAGUUUGACGCUUUGAAACAGAUCAUCGAACAUGCUGCCCAUUUAGUUUGGAUUACAGGGUGCGGCGUUCACAAGGGAUUCGAUCCCACGCAGUCCCUCUUCAUCGGGUUGGCUCGGGCCCUCGUCAUCGAGCAGCCCAUGAUGAAGAUCGUCUCGUUGCAGCUGGAUCCGGCUACAGAGGUGGCAGUACUCUCCCACGAUAUCAUGCGAAUUGUACGUCAGGAGGGAUCGGUCGACUGUGAGUUCAUCCGCGAUGGCUCGCACCUCCUGAUCAGCCGCAUUGUGCCCGAUGAGCAACUGAAUCGACACUUCCAGAUUCGACAGGACAACAUCGCAUGCCCCACGCCGCUCUCCCAAGCUGGAAACGCCUCUUUGUCGGUGCCAGAGGCCGGUCCGCUCAGCACGGCCCAGUUCGUGCGCCGGCCACCCUUGGGUCCCCUCGCCACGGACCACGUCCUCGUCAAGGUGGCUUGUUUCGGCCUCAAUGCCAAAGAUGUCUACGCAUUGACCGGCCGAGUCCCCACAAAAGAUGCCACCUGCGGCUUCGAGUUGACGGGGCACAUCGUGGACGUGGGCGACAAGGUACGGGAUGAAUCAUCAUUCACCGUUGGGGACCGUGUCGCAGUUAUGUACAACGGCCAUUUCAGCCCCUAUGAAGCCGUCCCAGCGUGGAGCUGUGUGAAGCUGCAGGAGAGCGAGGACUUGUCUAUUAUGGCCGGUGUCUUGGUAGCCUUCGUCACAGCCGUAUACGCGCUGGAGCACCGCGCUCAUCUGGAGCAGGGCGAGUCAAUCCUCAUCCACUCAGCCGCUGGCGCCGUCGGGAUGGCCACGAUCCAACUCGCCCAGCACCUUGGAGCGGGUGAGAUUUACGCCACCGUUGGCACUGCGGAGAAGAAGCAUUUCCUGGUUGAACGCUUUGGGCUCCGGCCAGAGAAUGUCUUCUCCUCCCGGUCCACAGAAUUUGCGGCCCAAAUCCAAACCCACACGCAGGGCCGCGGAGUAGACGUGGUCCUGAAUUCGCUGGUGGGUGACCUCCUCCAUGAGAGUUGGGAAUGUCUCGCAGAAUGGGGACGGUUCGUCGAAAUCGGCAAACGCGACAUCCUCGAUAGUGGUCGGCUUGACAUGCGGACCCUGCUCCGCGGGACCACCUUCACGGCCUUCGAUCUGGGGAUGCUAGGCGAAUCAACCUCGACGGGGAUGGCGCGUCAGUUGACGCCUAGGCUCCUUAGCCGCGUGAUGAGUCUUCUCCGUGCCGGUCAUGUCAAGCCCAUCCAGCCCUUAACCGUCUUUCCCGUGCGCGACCUGACUGCCGCCUUUAAUCACUUCAACAAUGCCAAGCGGAUGGGCAAGAUCGUCAUCUCGUUUGAAGACCCAACGCAGAUGGUGCCUGUCGUGCCCGAGCGGUUCAGCACAACCUUUUCCCCGGCCAAGUCCUACCUGCUGGUCGGCUGCCUGGGUGGACUGGGCCGGAGUCUCUCGCGGUGGAUGAUGAGUCGUGGUGCCCGCCGCUUCGUCUUUCUGGGCCGCACGGGACUGGCCAAACCUGCUGCCCGACUUAUGGUGGAACAGCUCGAGCAGGCUGGGGCACAUUGUACCGUUAUGACAGGCGACGUGAGCCUUUCCGACGACGUCGAGCGUGCGGUAGCGACAGCCAUGGCGGACGCACCUCUGGGAGGAGUCGUCCAGGCGGCCAUGGGCCUCCACGAGGCCAUUUUCAAGUACAUGCCUCGCGAGAACUGGCUCACGGGAACGCAGGCCAAGGUCCGUGGCACCUGGAAUCUCCACCACGCCCUGGGCAAGCUCGGCUGCGAGGCUGACUUGGACUUUUUUCUUCUGACGAGCUCCAUUGCUGGACAACUUGGGACGGCCACCGAGGGCAACUACUGUGCGGCCAACCACUUUCUGGACGUCUUUGCACGCUAUCGUUACAGUCUCGGCCUUCGCGCUAUCUCCCUAGGUCUGGGUAGCAUCUCCGAGAUUGGCUAUCUUCACGAGCACAGUGACAUUGGCGACCUCCUGCUCCGCAAGGGCAUCCGGCCACUUCCCGAGCAUGAGGUCCUCCAGGUGAUCGAUAUCGCCCUAUCGUCAGAGCAGCAUCAGACGAUGCGUGAUCCCCUCUCGCAAUGCCACAUCCUUACCGGGAUCGAGGAUACCGGCCUGCAGGAACAUCGAAAACAGGGGUACACGGGGUUCUGGCAGUGCUUGGAUGACCCGCGGUUCUCUGUGUUGACGAGCGCAUUGCAACGCCGGGCGGCCCAGUCCGAGGGGGCAAUCAACACCCCAGCGUCGGUCAUUCAGACAGCGCUAGUCUCGGGCGAUGAGGCGCAGCUGCGCACCGCGGUGACGCAGGCCAUCGCCAAGAAGAUGUCCAAUAUCAUCCUGUUGCCGCUGCCCAGACUCGAUCUAAAGGUCUCACUAGGUAAUUAUGGUAUGGACAGUAUGCUAGCUGCGGAGCUGCGACAGUAUAUCUUUAGCUCGAUGGAUGUCGACGUGCCGUUCUUGAUGUUGAUGGAUGCGAAGACGACGGUUAUGAGUGUGGUGGAACUUGUGGUGGAGCAGUUAGGCAAGCGAUGGAGUGAGUGA